This is a messenger RNA of Cannabis sativa, 420 nucleotides long. RefSeq lists its product as uncharacterized. The record is from RefSeq and is a predicted model, not a curated record. NCBI's taxonomy places the organism in Eukaryota, Viridiplantae, Streptophyta, Magnoliopsida, Rosales, Cannabaceae. Bases 1 to 420 code for a protein of 139 amino acids. The transcript has a single exon.
AUGUGGGGAAGAGAUCCUAAAUGCCACUGGGUAGUCAAGAAUGCUUGGAAGGAUAAGCUUCAUCAACAUCCAAUGAUUAAUUUCUACCGAAAGCUUAAGAAGACAAAGGAACAUAUAGCAAGGUGGAACAAAGUCCAUUUCAAACAAAUCGGACACCAAGUAAAUGAGGCUAGAUCAUCACUCCAACAACUCGAAGGUCGGGACAAUGUAAAUGGGGAGGACCUAACAAAAGCUAGAGAUAGUUUGAACGAAGCCCUCGCCAGGGAAGAGAUUUUUUGGAGACAAAAAUCUAGAGUCAAGUGGCUACAACAGGGAGAUAGCUGCACAAAAUUCUUCAUGGCUACCACUGUCAUCCGACGGAGACGAAAUUACAUCCAACAGGUUCGGUUGGAAGAUGGAGGGUGGGUAAUGAGCUUUUGA